Messenger RNA from Varanus komodoensis (Komodo dragon), 1101 nucleotides. Its product is annotated as prolactin-releasing peptide receptor-like. Gene Ontology annotation, biological process: G protein-coupled receptor signaling pathway. The record is from RefSeq and is a predicted model, not a curated record. Gene Ontology annotation, molecular function: neuropeptide binding; neuropeptide Y receptor activity. The transcript has a single exon. Lineage: Eukaryota; Metazoa; Chordata; Lepidosauria; Squamata; Varanidae. Bases 1 to 1101 code for a protein of 366 amino acids. Gene Ontology annotation, cellular component: neuron projection; plasma membrane.
AUGGUGAUGCAUUGCCAGCUACAAAACGACUCCUGCUCAAAUAGCACAGCUCCUUCCUUCACAGGCCUGGACCUCCUCUUCGAACUGAAGCCCCUCUUCAUUCCUCUGUACGCCAUUCUGGUGACUGUGGCCUGCACAGGCAAUUUCCUCCUGCUCCUCCUCAUCAGCUUCACCAAAAAGUUGCAUAGCACCACCAAUUUCCUCAUUGGAAACCUGGCGGCCGCUGACCUAAUCAUGUGCAUUUUCUGCGUCCCGCUGACAGCCUCGUAUGCCUUUGAGAUCCGCGGGUGGCUGUUUGGGAUCUUCAUGUGUUACUUCGUCACCCUCAUGCAAGUGGCCACGGUGUUUGUUUCCGUUCUGUCCCUGACCGCUAUUGCAGUUGACCGAUACAUUGUGGUCGCUUACCCCAUCCGUAAACGGAUACGGUGCAAGUCCUGUGUCUACCUUGUGGCCUUCAUCUGGCUGCUGUCCAUUGUGGUCUCAGUGCCCACAUCCAUCCACACUCAUUACCUGGAUCUCAACAGCAUCGGCCACGACAUGAUCAUCUGUGAAGAGUUCUGGAAACACCGCAAGACAGAGCGGCAACUGUACUCCUGCUUCAUGCUGCUCCUGUCCUACAUGCUCCCACUUUCUGCCGUGUCCAUCUCCUACUGUGCCAUUUCUUAUCACCUCCAGAAGAGAAACGUCCCAGGAGCAGCCAGCCACAACCAAGAGAAGUGGACUAGAAAGAAGCAGAGGACCUUCCGGAUCCUUGUGAUCUCAGUCAUGUGUUUUGCUUUCUGCUGGCUUCCUCUUCAGGUGGUUAAUCUGAUCAGAGAUAUAGAUGAGGAAUUUGCUAUCCUAGACAAGAGAUACAUAAAUGUCAUUCAAGUGACCUGCCAUGUGAUUGCAAUGAGUUCUGCAUGCUUCAAUCCAUUCAUCUAUGCCUCCCUGCAUGACAAGUUCCGACUCUACAUUCAGCACUAUUUCUAUCACAGGAAGAGGUCAAGCCGCAUGUCUUGUAAGGCCUCUCGGCUUAAUACUUGCUCCACUUUGGCAGAUAACCCUAUGGGCCUACCAGAAAACAUAGCGCUGCAAGGAGGGCCCAAGCACCAUUUUUGA